AUGAUGGCUCUCUCUGCACGAUUCUCAACAAGCUCACAUGUCUCUGGCACAGACCCGAGGGAGAGGGGGCGGGGCUAUGCAAAGGAAUGUGAAAGGUUGCUGGAUUGGAAUGAUGUCUCAUUGACCACCAUCCAAGCCUGCGUUUUGCUCGGCGCCAUCGCCAUAACGAAUGGGAACCCUGCGUCGGAGAGUAUACACUAUGCCGUUGCAUGUCGAAUAGCCCAGCUCCUCGAUCUUCCCAAUUGCCCGGUGACCAGUCGCGUGGAUCAAGAAGUCAAUAUUCGCAUGUGGUGGUCUCUUAACAUGAUUGACGUGUGGUCUUCAUCCGGUGUUCGGCUCCCAAGGCUAUUGACACCAAAGGAAGAUGUGCCUCCGCCGAUGGAUGAGAUUGCCUUCUUAGGAUUGACCCGCAGUCAAGGAUUCGACGUUACUAUCGAAAAGAAGCAACAGUCAUCACUUCUCGCCGAGAUGGUCCGCCUGAACCGUAUCUUAUUACAGAUCAACGACUUAAAUAUCCGGGCCUCCGAACGGGAAUUAGAUGCCGAGACCAUCUUAAGCAACGUCGAAAAUCUUUCAAAGCAACUCGACAUGUGGCUGGAGGAGCUUCCAGAUCAUAUACGAGAUACGCGUAGAAACAUGGAGCGAUACGCUGCCCAAGGCCUUGGGCGGGUUUUCGUAGCCAUCUACCUUGGAUACUAUCACUACGGCCAGAUGUUGUUCUACAGAUUCUUGCACGAAGACUCACAAAGGCUCACUACACACGCACGACACUACGCAGAGAAAUGCAAGCAACAUGCUGGCAGUUUAUGCGAUAUAGUCUACGCUUCUGAUGAGGUACCCGGCUGCGAUGUCAAGUAUAACAUGGUCGGGCAUGUACUCGUCAUUGCUUCCACGGUACAGAUCCAUAGUCUGCUCUUCGAAGCCGACGAUUCAAACGUCACAAAAGCGAAGACGCGGUUGGAAAAGAACUUCUGUUUCCUUACUCGUCUGAGAGACCUUUGGCCGACGCUGGACUUUUGCAUGGAUCGUUUGAUGGCCUUCCACGAGGCGUGUAGGAAUUCUGCAGAUACGAGCUUCCGGAUGGAUCGAUGGAUGGUGCGGUUUUUGGUUGAGUUUGCCAGUCCUGUGAGUGACAAGACAUCAAACUCGAACGUGGACAAUCCAUGGUCUCUUGCGGGUCUGGGGAUCACUCCCCCUGAGAUGGAGGCUAUUUGA
This is a messenger RNA of Penicillium cinerascens, 1215 nucleotides long. Its product is annotated as putative C6 transcription factor. Gene Ontology annotation, cellular component: nucleus. The record is from RefSeq and is a predicted model, not a curated record. Gene Ontology annotation, biological process: DNA-templated transcription. Gene Ontology annotation, molecular function: DNA binding; zinc ion binding. Lineage: Eukaryota; Fungi; Ascomycota; Eurotiomycetes; Eurotiales; Aspergillaceae. The transcript is spliced from 3 exons. Bases 1 to 1215 code for a protein of 404 amino acids.